Molecule: messenger RNA, 8409 nt
Organism: Micropterus salmoides (largemouth bass)
Lineage: Eukaryota; Metazoa; Chordata; Actinopteri; Centrarchiformes; Centrarchidae
Gene: rif1
Product: replication timing regulatory factor 1
Exons: 36
Coding region: 270-7829 (2519 amino acids)
Biological process (GO): telomere maintenance
Cellular component (GO): nucleus
Source: RefSeq, a predicted model, not a curated record
UGCGUGGUGGUUUGGCGCCAGCAAUUUCGCGGGGCAGCAGCAGCAGCACAAGAGAAGAAGGAAGCUAAAAUAUUAAACAUAUAAAAACUGGGGUCCAGAGUUACAAACACCACAAAGUGAAGAAGACGGCCGGUGUGCGCUGGUCUUCAUGGUGUGUUUGUGUCAUUUCUGCGUCCUGCAUUUCGUCCUGAACUCGGAGCUCUGGAUAGAGUGGAGGGUCAACGCAGCUUUACGUACAUCUCACUGAGGCCUUGAGGAGGUGCGUAAUAAUGAUGGCGACGGCGGAGCCUCCGAGCAGUUCAAGUCUCCUCCCACUGCUGGAGUCUCUUGAGGACAGCACAGCUGGGCAGUCAGAGCAGACAGACGCCUACCUCACCAUCGCCAAUCGUCUCAGCGGAGAAGAAGGCCGCCAGUUUCUCCCUGCCAUUGAAAAGCACUUUUCUCGUUUGGGUAAAGCCACUUUGGCUCACAUAACCAGUCCAAAUGCAGAGCUGAGCCAAGCUGCCUUACAAGCUUUAGGCUUUUGUUUGUACCAUUCUCACGUCGCCUCUGGAGUGUCUGAAACCUUUGCAGAGGAAUUACUGUCCGCACUUUGCUCCUUGGUGAUGAAAUCAACAGACAAGAACACAUGCACCAGAGCAUUAUGGGUCAUCUCAAAACAGAACUUUCCUCCACAUGUGGUUGCCAAAAAAGUGUCGUCUAUACUGGGUGCGCUGGAGAGUGUGUGGAGUAGAGAGGAUGUCCAGUCUGCGGUGAUGGAGCAUGAGGCCUUGAAUGUUGUCAUUAGGAUGGUGGAGCAAGUACCGGUCCAGAUGGGGGAUGGAGCGGUGCGGUGGGCGAAGCUCGUCAUUCCGCUGGUGGUCCACUCUGCCUCUAAGGUGCGUCUACGGGCCGCAGCAGCCGUGGAGAUGGGCAUGCCUCUUCUCCUGGAAAAACAGAUGGACGUGGCUGCCAUCAUCGAACCAAUGAUGUCCUCAAAACUGAUACCAGAGCUCCAGAAGCUUUUCAUGUCCAAGAAUGAAACUAAUGUCUUGAAGCUCUGGCCCUUAUUUGUGAAAUUGCUCGGAAAGUUACUGCACAGAGGAGGCCCCUUCAUCAAUUCUCUGCUGCAUUUGGAGGAACUUGGUUUCCGCAGCUCUUCUCCUACCAUCAAGAAGAUUGCCUUCAUUGCCUGGAAGAGCCUCAUAGAUAACUUUGCCCUGAAUCCAGACAUCCUCUGCAGUAGCAAACGUAUGAAGCUCCUGAUGCAGCCCCUCACAUCCAUCCAUGUCAGGACAGAGGCUCUGCUGCUCACCAAGGUGGAGGUCUGGUGGUACCUGGUGGUGCAACUUGGGCCCAACCUGUCACCCAACUUUGAUCAGGUUUCUGUACCCCUGCUCCAGUGCACUAUUGGAUCUGACUCCUCUUCAGUCCCAGGCACCCCUUCUAGGGCUGUCGGUCAGAAUGGUGCUGUUGCACCGGGCACACCCAAGACUGGCACUUCAGGCUUCAACAGCCCAGCCAGCACGCCUCGGAUGAGCCUGAACUCCAGCGUCCAGAUCCCCUCCACCUUCCCCUCCAUCCAGCUGCUGGGCCUGGAGAUGUUGCUUCACUAUUUUUUGGGACCAGAGGUUAUUGCUGCAGCAUCAAAGAACAAACUCAACCUGAGUCUUGAGCCCUUGAACCACCCUCUCCUCUCUGGUGCUUCCUCUUUUACUAAACAUGCUGCUGUGCUCACCUCUAACAUCAGAGAUGGAUUCAUCAGCAUCGGCAAAGACGCUCCAGAUCCUCUUCUGGCUGUCAUAUGGACCGGCCUUGUCCAGUCUGUCAACUUAACUAUAGAGUCUGUAGGCAGUAAAAAGGAUCGCCAGGGCUGUGAGGUACUGACCAUGAUGCUCCAGGUUCUGCAGAGCAUCGUCACUUCAGAAGCUGUGCCUGCAAAUAAAGUCCUGAUUCUGUUUGAGGCCACAGUGAAAGGUCUUCCCCAGAGAGUUCUUGGCUCUGCCUCCUAUCAAGUGGGCAAAAUGGAUGUGCUAAAUGGGACGCCUGCUCUGUUCCUCAUUCUGCUCCUCUACAACAGCAGCAUGCUCUCAGCCUACAUAGAGGACGAGAGUUUUUUUCAGUGCCUUCAAACGCUGGUGGGCUGCGGUUUGUCCGGACCCACUUCCCCUCUUGCGUUCGCGGAGGCGGUGCUGGCGGCCAUCAGACGCAGCGCUGGGUCCGUGCAGAACAAGGAGCGGCUGUGGAUGAUGUGGAGUGUGAUGGUCAGCCCGCUUACCGACACAAUCACACAGUCAAAUGAAGUCAACCAAGGGGACGCUCUGGAGCACAACUUUAGUGCCAUACACUCUGCCUUGUUGUUCCCAGUUACACACCUACUACGUGGCGCACCACUACAGCAGGCGGCCCAGAAGUCGAUGCUGUCUUCGUGGUCAAAGCUGUACAAAGUGUUUGCUCGGUGUUCUGCGCUGGUGGUCACAGCUGAGGAGAACAUCUGCUGUGAGGAGCUCUGUACAAAGAUGACGGCUGCAAUAGACAGAGACGCACUAAUGGUUCCUUCAACGUUAAAUGCUGUUGCCAGUUUCCUCCAUGUCAUGGUCGAGUGCGUGGACUUCUCGCCCUACACUCCUCAGUUUCAGCAGAAACUAAAGUCUCCUCACACUCCAGUAAACUGGAUGAAAAAGAGGAAUAAGGUCCUGGGGAAUCUGUCCACCUUCCAGUCACUGCUAGUUCAAUGUCUAGAGGUUUAUCUGGAGGGCCCUGAGGCUUCCUCUGAAGCCACAGGAUUGGCCCUGGUCACCGUCCUGUCUGCCCUCUUCACCAACCUCGUUCUUGCCAACACUGUCAAAGAAGCCCUGACUUCCCUGAUUCACCCUCUCACCCUCUUCUACAAACAAGCAGCCAGUGAGCCGCCCAAAUUUAACUCGCAACUUCUGGGAAAGUUGGAGAAGCUUCCCAGUGAGGUCCUCGGCUGCCUGCAGACCCGCUCUACUUUGGCGUACAACGAUGAACUCCUGGCUCUGCUUUCUCCUCUGCUUUGCGUGUUGUUUCCUCACAAGAACAAGCAGCUCCGCACUACAGUCGUCCAGUUCUGGAACUCGACCUUCGCCAACUCAGUCAGCCUCACUUACCCCGAUGAGAUCAGGCCAGUAUUGAGCCAAGUGAAGCAGAAGACCCCAAUCAUUCUUCCUGGCUUUGAGGUUGUCAGUGUUCCUGAUGAGCUCAGUGGACAAUAUUCAAGUGAGAGUUCCCAGUUGGAGACCAAGCUGAGUGGGAUGCCGGUUUCAUCUGCGGGGAAGAGGGACUCUCUGCUGGGAAAGGCUGCUGAGCUGAAGGACAGGAGCUCCACAAAGACCUCCAAGCCAGUUUCUACAAAGCUGGACUUUGGUUCUCCCAAACCUCCUCGCAGAGAGGUUUUAGAGGAGGAGGCUUCCAUCGACUUUGUCUUCAUUCCUCCUGAGACAAAGGAGCGAGUUUUGACGGAGCACCAGAAGGAGGUGAAAAGGACUAAGAGGGUUGACAUCCCUGCUAUGUACAACAACCUUGAUGCUUCUCUGGAUACAACGGUUUUCACCCAGUACACACAGAGCCAAGAAGACUCUUCGGACAAAGUGCAAACUGAACAAGCUGAAGAGGUUACCAAAGAGUCUUCUGGCACGGUUCUUCUUGAAGCUGUGGAGAAUGAGGAAGACAAUGAAAUUCUAACAACAGACACUCAAGACUAUGCCAGCCCAAGAGCAGGAGAUAACAUGACAGAAAACCAAGAGCAGGAAGAGAUGAUCCCUGAGUCAGCAGAGGUUUCUAUGGAGGAUGAUGCCAAGAGUGACGAUAAGGCAGAAGAUAUGGACAUCCAGUCUAAAGAAGGCACCAGUCCUAACAUGUCUGGCUCUUCAGAUUUGGUCUCAGGAACUCCCCAGAAACCCAACAGUCGCCGUCAGUCCUUUAUCACUCUGGAGAAGUAUGCAGAGGGAAAGCCUGCCAGCCCCAGCAGUGUGUCCACCUUCACAGGUCCCCUCAUAAAGACCUCCAAUAGCCAAGAACGCUCAAACACCAAGAAGACAUCAUCCUCUAAGGCAUCCACUGCUCCAAAUGUUCAAGAUUCCCAGUCCGCUCAGACUGGAAAAAUGAACUUGCAGUCUCCUGUGAAUGAUGCCACAGAGUCUCCUCGAAGGCCAAAAGACUCUGGGACAAGAAGUGAGCCAGUUAAACUGACUGAGAGGAUGCCCAGUGAUGCAACAGAGGAUGAAGAUGUUAUCCCAGACACCCAGGCAGAAGUGGAGGCCAAGGAGAGUACAGAAAUAGAGGAAAUGAUGCCCUCAAGCCAGGAAGAGGAAUCUGAACCAACUCUCGAUGAUUCUCAAUCCUCUGUGACCCAGACCUCUCCAGGUGAACCCAGGCGGUCUGGACGUUACAGAGUCAGACCUCUGCUACCCGGAGAGGACCCCGAUGAACGCGAAGAUAAAUACACGCAGUUCAAAAGGAGACGUUCUGGAGAAGAACCUAAAAGCAAUUCUCCUAAGUCGAGCUCAGUGCAAAGCAGACCAAACACGCGAAGUAAGCAGGCUGCUGAGGAGGACAAUGGCAGAGACAGAUUACGAAGCAGGGCUCAGAAGGACAAGACUGAGUCGAGGCAAACCAAUUCUCAGGGCAGAGCACACAAGAAGAUCAAAUUGUACAGCAAUUCAGAGUUCCUUGAUCAACCUGAACCCAGAAGGAGAAGCAGUAGAGCGCAUGAGUCCAGCCAAACGGAAACACAGUCUGAUUACGAAAGCCAGUCACAGGGUAGGCAAGGUCGGCGGAGCAAAUCAUCACUAGACACCAAGGAUAAAGAUGGAAUGAAGAAAAAUCUUUUGCCUGACAAAGAAGAGUUCAGCCAAACUGCCACACAUGAGAUUGUAGAACAGGUCGAAAAGGAUGGUGAUAAGCCAAAGAAAGAUUCUCAAAUGAUCACUCCUUCCCCUCAAACUGAUGGUACAUCCCAGGAGUUUGAGCUUGUAGAACAGAUUAAACAAGAUGAUAAACUAACAGAUUCUCAAAUCAUCACUCCUUCCCUUCAAACUGGUGGUAUAUCCCAAGAGUCUAAGCUUGUAGAACAGACGGAACAGACUGAAAAACACAGUGAUAAACUAAAAGUGACCUCUUCUCAAACUGGUGGUACAUCCCAAGAGUUUGAGCUUGUAGAAAAGACAGAAAAAGAUGAUGAUAGACUAAAAGAUUCUCAAAUGACCACUCCUUCCAUUCAAACUGGAUCCCAAGAAUUUGAGCUUAAAGAAAAAAAACCUAAAAAGGGAAAGAGAGCAUCUCAGACAAUCACUUCUCCAACUAACGACGAAUCCCAAGAUACAAGCACAACAAAGUUGGUGAAUGAAUCAGAGGUCAAUGACAAACACAAGACAAGAGAAGGUAUGGAUGACAAUCUUAGUCAAGAGGACUCUGAAGUGAUCACACCUUCGUCUUCUGACAGCCAGUCUGUGCGUAGAUCCAGGAGAAGCAAAUCAUCUGAGGCAGCAGGGUCUGAAGAUAAAAGUGAAAGUAAGGAUUUAUUAGGAAGGCAGAGUAGGUCCAGUUCUCAGGCAGCAUUGUCAGCGGUCGUCCAGGAAGAGGCCAGAAUUGGAGGUAGGACCAGAAGGAGCAAAGUACAAGAGGAGCAGUCAGUGUCGAGUCCGAGCUCCACCCCACAGAGUUCUCAGUCAUUAGAUGUUGCUGGAUCAACAGAGUCCUCUCAAGGCAGGGGCAGAUACUCAAGACGAAGAUCUUCUCAAGCCUUAGUAGCCAAUAUAGAGUCCUCAGAGUCUGAAUCCUCGGAGGCCAGGGACAAUUCACCUAUGCUCAAAAAGAGAGGCAGGAAACCUCGAGCAUCUCUUCAGAGUCCUCUCACUCUUGAAUCUAAAGACAAAAUGACCAAUGAUAUUGUAAAGGAUGAUUCUGAUACUUCUAAAAAGGCAGAUACACAAAGCAUAGAAGAUAAAAAAACUGACACUGAUUUAGAGGAUUCAUUAAAAACCCAACAUCUACAGGGUUCUGAGUCGCUCCAAGUUACACAUAACGUUGAGGAGGAACGUAACAAAGAAUCUCCAAUGGAGGUAGAGGUUGAUACUGUUCAGAAAACUGAGACUGAAGACACAAAGAGCAAAUCGCUCGGUCUGUCCCCUCACAAGGAGGGGCAAAGACAAGAGCGCUCUGAAACAAACAUGGAUGAUGCCUCUUUACAAGAAAGUGACUCUCAGGACUUGCAAUCUGCUGAAAUGCUCGAAUCAGUUGGAAUCUGUACUGAAAAUGUGCCCUGUGACCCAUCUGCUGUGGACGCACUGGUGCCACCUAAUGAGACAACAGAGAAACUGCAGACUUCAGAGGAGGAAGCUGCACCUCAAGCAUCCGAGUCUGUUGAGAAUGUUACAGAAAAACAAAAUGAUGAUUUGGAUUCAAACCACCACGAACAUCCAGUUCCAGUGGAGGAUGCAGCUGGGGACAGUCACAGCACCUCUUUUGGACAAAAUCAAAUGGAGUGUCUAGAUGUCGUACCGGAUUUUUCAAAGGAGGAGGAAGAGUCUGCCUCCAUCAAAGAAGGCCAAUCAACAAAUGAGCACACAGAGGCCAGCGCCGGUGAUGACAUCACACCUCUACAGGAGAGCGAUAAAGACGGCAAAACCCAGAGUGUAGAGUGUCAGGAUGAAGAGGAAACUGAGACCGCCAACGAUGAGAACAAUGUCGUAGCAAAUUUGGUUGAUGUUUGCAAUACAUCAGUGUUAUCAGAAUCGACGAGCAAAGAUGCUUUUCUGGAUUCUCCGGCAAAACAAAAGGACCUGGAGGCUGUAAUGGAGACGGAUGUCAUCCACAGCCCCAGUAGUGGCCGAACCAAAGGAACCUGGUCUCCUUCAGCCUCCCCAUCGACCAGUAUUCUUAAAAAGGGCCAGAAGAGACCACUAGAGGAUGAGACUCCCUCACCUCUUGUCAAAUCCAGGCGUGUAUCCUUUGCUAAUCCAAUCCAACAUCAGGAAGUAGCAGAUGACAUUGAUCGUCGCAGCCCUGCCAUCAGAACCAGCUCGCCCAGGAGAUCCAAAGUUAGCAGUGUGCCACAGCCUAAGUAUGUCACUACUCCAACAAAAGGCUUGCUGGUCUUUAGUCCCAGAAAUCUGCAUAGUCCAGGUUACAAGAGCUCCAAGAAAUGCCUGAUUUCUGAAAUGAGCCAAGAGCCGCGGCCUGUCUCCAGAGACUGUAUCUACCCUGCCCUGGUUGGCUGCUCUGCACCUGUAGAAGCUGUGCUACCUCAGAUAUCCUCCAACAUGUGGUCUCGGGGCUUUGGGCAGCUUGUUCGAGCCCGAAACAUCAAAACAGUCGGUGACCUCAGUGCUCUUACUCCCAGUGAAAUCAAGGCUCUGCCAAUUCGCUCACCAAAGAUCUCCAAUGUCAAAAAGGCACUCAAAAUCUAUGAACAACAGCGUAAAGGACGAGGUGGUGAUGAGUUGAAGAGUUUUGAUGAAACGGAGAUGAUGACUUCUGAACUUGAGGAGACCAGUGCUCCUCAAAACCAGGAUGAAGAGGAUAAGACCUCAGGCGAGACACUAGCAACAGAGCUGAUGGACGAGCCUGUUUCUGACGAUGGGAGGCCGGAGCAAGAAAGCUCCGGGAAUCCGACACCUGACACGCUGGUUGGACAACGAAGACCUGAGGGUCACCCUGAAGGGCUGCUGUCAGAGGUGGAGGCCCUGACCUGCAGGAUGACGCCAUUAGAACUCGGUUACUGCUCACCACAGCAGCUCGUUCAGAUGCACGAUCAGUUGGGAGGCAUGAUGAGGCGUGUGGUAGUCGAGCUGCAGACACGCCUGUGCCAAACAGAUGGCAAACGCUGAAGAGACUACUGCUUCUGUUGGAUCAGACUGCUAUAAAGACCUUUUUAAAAAGAAGAAUCUAUUCAAUAUGACCCAAAGGAUUUGACCCUUUUUCUUUCAUCAACCCAGGCUUUGUUUAGAAAUGGGAGAAGGAUUUUAUGGUUUUAACUCAGAAUGCCUUGGCCUAGUCUCACCUUAUUGUUUUUGUUUUAGUUAUGUUUUUUAAAAUGCUAGCAGCACUUUUUUUCAUUUUUAGCUUGAGCUGUUGUGUAGUUUAUGAAUCUAAGAAACACUCAAAGGGAAACACUCUUUUCAAGCUGUGUCAAAAGAAGGUUUUUAAGAACUGUAGUCUUGAUGGUAUUUUCCUACUUUAUCCUCUGUAGACUGUGUAUAUGAUUCCUCCAUGUGCCUGUUUUUAGGCUGUUUACAACUCAACUCAUCAGUGCUCUUGUAUAUUUUUGUAGUCUGUCACUCCAUGUUAACGUCUUAUUGCAUUUUUAAAUUUAUGAAGCAUACUGUAGAUGUUGGUAGACAGUGUGCACUUCAGUCUCUAUUUGUGGUUUUAAAUACUUCAAUAAAAGAAAGAACUGAUUUUAUUUUU